This is a messenger RNA of Saccostrea cuccullata (small rock oyster), 2384 nucleotides long. Its product is annotated as chitin synthase-like. Gene Ontology annotation, molecular function: chitin synthase activity. The record is from RefSeq and is a predicted model, not a curated record. The transcript has 10 exons. Bases 19 to 2283 code for a protein of 754 amino acids. Gene Ontology annotation, cellular component: cell septum; cell periphery. NCBI's taxonomy places the organism in Eukaryota, Metazoa, Mollusca, Bivalvia, Ostreida, Ostreidae.
CUGCUUGGUUAUCGUUUUAUGACGGCGGAGAUAUCUCACAAAGUAAAGGAAGAAGAUAAAGAGAAAACUACUAGUGCCGAAUCAGAGAGUCUGAAUGAUUUUGAUACAAAGGCUGACAACACAUUUCUCCUUGCAUUGGAUGGGGACGUUGACUUUACACCUGGUUCGGUGAGACUUUUGAUUGACAGGAUGAGGAAAGAUGAUAGGGUUGGAGCCGCAUGUGGACGCAUACAUCCUAUUGGCAGUGGUCCAAUUGUUUGGUACCAGAAAUUUGAAUAUGCUGUGGCCCACUGGCUCCAGAAAGCAACCGAACACGUCCUAGGUUGUGUUCUUUGUUCCCCCGGAUGCUUCAGUCUAUUUAGAGGCUCUGCAUUAAUGGACGAUAAUGUAAUGAAAAAGUAUACGUUACUGCCGUCUGAGGCAUCACAUCACCUAAUGUAUGAUCAAGGCGAAGACAGAUGGCUUUGCACACUUCUUCUUCAACAAGGUUACAGAGUGGAUUAUGCUGCCGGGGCUGAUGCUUUUACAUAUGCCCCAGAGAAAUUUAAUGAGUAUUUCAACCAAAGAAAGAGAUGGGGUCCAUCAACACUAGCCAAUAUUAUGUCUCUUUUACAAAACAGCAAAAAUACAGUUAAAAAUAACUCGAACAUAAGUUGGCUGUACAUUUUUUAUCAGGCAUCUUUGAUGGCUGCGACAUUUAUUGGACCUGCAACGAUUUUGAUGAUGAUCGCCGGAGCAUUUGUUGCAGUCUUUGGCGUUGAUCUGAUCACGUCAUAUAUCGCUUCCCUUGUCCCUGCGGUUCUUUAUUUCAUAAUCUGUGUAACGUGUAGCACGAAGAUCCAAUUAGUUGUUGCUCAGAUACUGAGUGGGCUCUACGUUAUUAUCAUGAUGGUUGUACUUGUUGGCGUCAUCAUAACCGCCGUCACAGAGUCUCCAUAUCAUCCAAGCGUUGUUUUCCUCGUUGGAAUAGUGGCCAUCUUUGUAUUUGCUGCAAUGUGUCAUCCAAGAGAAUGGAGCAAUCUUAUCUUUGGUUUUCUCUACUUCAUUUUGGUGCCAUCUGGCUUUCUAAUUUUAAUUAUCUACUCGUUAUGUAAUUUGAACGACGUGUCCUGGGGUACACGUGAAAGCAGUACACCGAACGCCAACGUGAAGCAGAAAAAAAGUGUACUUUCCAAAAUCCUAUACCCAUUUAAAAAACUAAGACAGUCUCUUUCAAGUUCACGAAAUUCUGAGAAGGACGCUUUAUACAUAAACAUGCUCAAAUCAAUGACAGAUGUCAUGGAGCAAAGUAAAUCUAUGAGAAAACGCACUUCCUCUGAAGGCGAUUUAAGAGAAGUGAUCGUCGACACAGAUGUAAAAAAGGAACAGAAAGAGACUGUAAACAAGAAAGCUGAGACUAAAAAGCAUAACACGGUGAAAAAAGUUAGAGGUAAUAAGACCUCAGGACCGGGAUGGAUAGAAAAUUGUAGGUUUCCAGGCAUAUGCACUGAAAUGAAGGAAGAAGAGACUAUUUUUUGGAGAAAAUUUAUUAAAGAGUACCUAAAACCUCUUGAAAAAGACGAAGAUAAGGAAAAGAAAGUGAAGGAAGAAUUAAGAGAGUUGAGGAACAAUGUAUGUGGAGGGAUGGCUCUGAUUAACCUCAUCUGGAUAUCAGUGAACUUCAUGUUUCAAUUGCGCAAACCGACAGUAGUCACUUUUGUUAAAUUGGAAAAUGGGGAAGAAAUAAAGACUGAUGUUCUAGGCUUGUUGUUCAUAAUUUUCUUCACCUUGAUUCUGGUUAUUCAGUUUUGUGGUAUGAUCAUGCACAGAUGGGGAACAUUUUUACACCUUGUAGCUAUUACCGAAAUCCCCAAUCCUUUCAAAAAGAAACAAAAGGACAAUUUAGCCGAGAGUAUAAAUCAAGUAUCAGAGGAUGAUGAAAACUUCAAAACGUCAGAGGAAGAAAGGAUUAAAGGAGAGGAAGAUCUAGAGCAAAUAAUUUUCAGUCUUCAGAAAACAGGUAAAUAUAAAAGAGAAAGUUUUGAAAUACCAACAAGUUCCACUAAGAAAAAUGAUCUUAAUUCCACAGCGGCAACUGAAUCUUACAAAAAUACAAAUAAGAAUGAAGAAGGAAAAAGAGUCAGAUUCGCAGAAACCAAGCGAAAUCUACGUGAAACUAUAAUGGCGAGAACUGAGACCGAAAACUCUAUACCUGAUAGACAGCAGGGAGGAAACCUGCCGUUGUUACGUGGAGGGCUUAUGCACCGAAGACUGCAGCUGUCGAGGUCAAAAAGAGAGGCAUAACAUUUCGAAGCGGAAAUAAUCUUUUUAUUAAAGAGUACUCAUUGGAAGUGGACGUUAAAUCAACAUAUAAAAGUGACCCAUUUAUAAUUAUUUACUUUAGU